AUGCAUAUUUCCACCGUAGAGGGUAAGGUUUCCACAAAAAAAUUAUUUUUUCGUAAGAUAAUAUCAAAGAUACGAAAUGAAACGUUGCUUAUGUCCAAAUUGUGUGCAAAAUUUAAAGAAAGUCGGAGCGUCGGAAUUGGAUUACUUCCCUUGUAAAUUUCAUAGCGCUGUCAAUUCAGCUUCCUCAAAGAUCAAAGCCCGAUACGCGGCCGAAAUGGGAAUUCCAACUUCGGAUUUUUCACGAUUUCUCCAAGCCCUCCAAGGCUUGAUCAUCCAGAGUAUAGAAUACGACAACACCCAGCCCUACCAACCCCAACGUAUACCUCAAGCCAUAAACACCUCCCCAUCACUGCUGACCAUGGGUCACACGAUCAAAAGAAGACCUUGA
Bursaphelenchus xylophilus (pine wood nematode) is the source of this 388-nucleotide messenger RNA. The record is from the annotation of a GenBank genome assembly. Lineage: Eukaryota; Metazoa; Nematoda; Chromadorea; Rhabditida; Aphelenchoididae.